Molecule: messenger RNA, 3746 nt
Organism: Medicago truncatula (barrel medic)
Lineage: Eukaryota; Viridiplantae; Streptophyta; Magnoliopsida; Fabales; Fabaceae
Product: AP-4 complex subunit epsilon
Exons: 10
Coding region: 241-3177 (978 amino acids)
Biological process (GO): intracellular protein transport; vesicle-mediated transport
Cellular component (GO): AP-4 adaptor complex; membrane coat
Source: RefSeq, a predicted model, not a curated record
UUUUUUACACCGUUGCCAAGUACCAAAAACACAGUCAGUGUUAUUUGUUUUCUUUCAUUUCUCUUUCUUUCUCCGUCGUUCACGACGUCGUUUACUCUCUUCAUCACCUUCUCCUUCACACUCUCCAAACCCAAAUUCUCACAUCACAUUCAUCACCAUAACCACAAUUCCUCCGAUCAGAUCCACCACCGUAACAACCUCCGGGAUCCAUCACCGGAUCCAAAACCUCCGUAACAACCAAUGGAGCAACUGAAAACAAUCGGUCGCGAACUGGCCAUGGGAUCACAAGGCGCGUUCGGUCAAUCAAAGGAGUUUCUCGACCUAAUCAAAUCAAUCGGUGAAUCUCGAUCCAAAGCCGAAGAAGACCGAAUCGUAAUCCGCGAAAUCGAAACCCUAAAACGCCGAAUCUCUGAACCAGAUAUCCCUAAACGCAAGAUGAAAGAGUAUAUCAUUCGUCUUCUCUACGUUGAAAUGCUCGGUCACGACGCUUCUUUCGGUUACAUUCACGCCGUUAAGAUGACUCACGAUGAUAAUCUUCCCUCAAAACGCACCGGUUAUCUCGCCGUUACUCUUUUCCUCAACGACGAUCAUGAUCUCAUUAUCUUAAUCGUUAAUACGAUUCAAAAGGAUCUUAAAUCUGAUAAUUAUCUUGUCGUUUGUGCUGCACUUAAUGCCGUUUGUAGAUUAAUCAACGAAGAAACUAUACCUGCCGUUUUGCCGUUAGUUGUUGAGCUUCUUUCGCAUGGGAAAGAAGCGGUUAGAAAGAAAGCAGUUAUGGCGCUUCAUAGCUUUCAUAGGAAAUCGUCUUCGUCGGUUUCGCAUCUUGUGGCGAAUUUUAGGAAGAGAUUGUGUGAUAAUGAUCCUGGUGUUAUGGGUGCUACUCUUUGUCCGUUGUUUGAUCUUAUAACCGAUGAUCCAAAUCCGUAUAAGGAUCUUGUUGUUAGUUUUGUUAGCAUUCUUAAACAGGUAGCUGAACAUAGGUUGCCUAAGAGCUAUGAUUAUCACCAGAUGCCGGCUCCAUUCGUUCAGAUUAAGUUGCUGAAAAUUCUUGCAUUGUUGGGGAGUGGCGACAAGAGUUCUAGCGAACACAUGUACACUGUUAUUGGCGAUAUAAUUAGGAAGGGUGAUUCAUCAAGUAACAUAGGGAAUGCUAUUCUUUAUGAGUCCAUUCGCUGUGUCUCUUCCAUAUAUCCCAAUCCCAAGUUGUUAGAAGCUGCUGCGGAUGUGAUUGCCAAGUUUUUGAAGAGUGAUAGUCAUAAUCUGAAAUACAUGGGUAUUGAUGCUCUCGGUCGAUUGAUCAAGUUAAGUCCGCUUAUUGCAGAACAACAUCAACUUGCCGUCAUUGACUGCUUAGAGGAUCCUGAUGAUACUUUGAAGCGAAAAACUUUUGAACUGCUAUACAAAAUGACCAAGUCUUCCAAUGUGGAAGUGAUCGUUGACCGUAUGAUUGAGUACAUGAUCAGCAUUAGUGACGAUCAUUAUAAAACCUAUAUAGCUUCUCGAUGUGUGGAACUUGCUGAGCAAUUUGCACCGAGUAAUCAUUGGUUUAUACAGACCAUGAAUAAAGUUUUUGAGCAUGCUGGAGAUCUUGUGAAUAUUAAGGUUGCACAUAAUUUAAUGCGGUUGAUUGCAGAAGGAUUUGGAGAGGACGAUGAUGCGGCAUAUAGUCAGCUGAGAUCGUCUGCUGUUGAGUCAUAUUUGCGCAUUAUUGGAGAGCCAAAGCUUCCAUCGGUGUUUCUUCAGGUUAUUUGUUGGGUUCUUGGGGAAUAUGGCACAGCUGAUGGAAAGCAUUCCGCUUCCUAUAUCACUGGGAAGUUAUGCGAUAUGGCAGAGGCAUAUUCUAAUGAUGAAAUUGUUAAGGCAUAUGCAAUAACAGCGCUGACAAAAAUUUACGCGUUUGAAAUAGCAGCUGGGAGGAAAGUGGAUAUGCUAUCUGAGUGUCAAUCUUUGGUUGAAGAAUUAUUAGCUUCCCACUCCACUGAUUUGCAGCAACGCGCAUAUGAAUUGCAAGCUGUUAUUGGUUUGGAUGCACGGGCUGUUGAAGCAAUAUUGCCACAUGAUGCCAGUUGUGAAGACAUUGAGGUGGAUAAGAAUCUGUCUUUCCUCAAUGAUUAUAUCCAGCAGGCUAUAGAAAGUGGGGCUAUGCCCUACAUUUCAGAGAACGAGCGCUCUGGAGCGGUAAGUGUGAGCAACUUCAGAAGCCAAGAUCAGCAAGAACCUGGACAGCAUGGUCUGAGAUUUGAGGCGUAUGAAGUUCCAAAGGCUCCUGUGCCAUCAAAAGUUACUCCAGUUUCACUAUCAUCCACGACUGACCUUGUUCCAGUAUCGGACUCAUUGUAUGCUAGGGAGACUCACCAGAUCACGUCAGUGGGAUUAUCAUCAGAUACAGGAUCAUCAGGGCUUAAGCUAAGGCUUGAUGGUGUUCAGAAGAAGUGGGGUAAGCCAGCUUAUUCAUCUCCAGCAUCAUCAUCCUCAAAUUCUACUGCCCAAAAUCCAGUUAAUGGCAUGACAAAGGUGGAUGUUGCAGCUAGUGUAAAUUCAAAAGUACGUGAUAGCUACGAUUCAAGAAAGCAACAGAAUGAAAUUGAUCCAGAAAAGCAGAAGCUUGCCGCUUCAUUGUUUGGCGGUUCUACUAAACCUGAGAGAAGAACAUCAACUAGCAGCAAGGUUCCAAAAGCUAAUGCUGGUGCUGCAGACAGAUCUCAGGAUUCAAAAGCUGCAAUUGUACCCAAUAAAGCAUCUGGGGAUAACUCUAAUCAACAACCUCCUCCACAAGAUUUGCUUGACUUGGGUGAACCAAAUGUUACUGUUGCACCUCCCACCGUGGACCCAUUCAUGCAACUAGAAGGACUUCUUGACCCAAGCAUUAGUUCUACAGUAAGUCAUAGUGACAGCGCUGUUACAAAUGCACCUGAUAUUAUGGGACUCUAUAGUGGGGCUACUUCUGGUGAACAAAGUGGUGGCGGCUAUAUCCCUGCAGGUGGAGAUCUUUUAUCCGGGUUGUCAAAUGCAGCAGCUGUCAGAGGCACCACGGGAGAAACAAUUCCAUCGCCCGUAUCACAAUCUGUUAAGGGUGCUAAUGCUAAAGAUUCUUUGGAGAAGGAUGCAAAAGUCAGGCAGAUGGGUGUGACCCCAACUGGCCAGAAUCCCAACUUGUUCAGAGACUUGCUUGGCUAAUCCGAUGAGAGGAAAGUUGUAAACCAUACUGGUGGAAUAUCUUGCGAGUUACCGCACAUGCAGUUUCCUGAGCCAAUUGGCUAUCUGAUAUAUGCACAAUUGAAUAAUAUACAUUGUGAUCUAGAAUGGAUGAUUGCAGCCACCAAGAAUUGGGUGAUUCCAUAUCCAGGAAUGAUGACUAAAACAGGCAAAUAUUUGUUUGUACUAGUUACAGAAUAGCUAUUGUAAGCUUUCCUCGUUGCAUUGUAUCCAGGUUUUGGUCAGGCCUAGCCUCUGAAGGAAGGGUACUGUUGUGCACGGUCAUUGCAUUUUACACUUUCUUUGGAAGUUCAAGAUCAUCUUUGUUGUUAUACCAAAACACUGUUUCUUUUGGUUCCAAUUUUUGUGCAUUUUUCCUCCUGUCUAUAUUUUUUUUUUCUUUCUUAUCAAUGAGAAGCUUGAUACUGCGGUCAUAGUCGUUUUGAUGUAUGACAUUUGUAAACGUGAAAAUUGUAGUGAUAAAUGAUGGUAGAGUCAUUCCUUUGUUGAAGACCAAUUUCUCUAUGAUUGAUGUUUUCAUUCUUCGGUCA